CCCUCGUAUGACAACCUUCUCUCCAACAUGACCACGUCCUGGUUUAGAUUUGAAACAUCAUCUUUGGGCUCAUGUUCUUCAUGAGCCAUCUCAAAGUGUCGAGAGUAUUGUUGCCGACUCGCCUGUUGUGGUCUCCCCCCAGCACGAUCCACUCAAAGCAAUCUCUGAGAAUACACAAGUUUCCUCUGGCUCGGCCAACAACCAUUCCUUCCCGCACGCACAUUUUUGCCAAGAUAAUGAGUACCGCGCAUGGAGGAAGCGGACACAAGAAUCGCUUAGCGAAGGCGAAGAGUCCGUACCUACUGCAACAUGCAGAGAAUCCGGUCGACUGGUAUGAGUGGGGUCAGGAAGCCUUUGACAAGGCGAAGCUCGAGAGCAAGCCAAUUUUCCUCUCGGUCGGGUACUCUGCUUGUCAUUGGUGUCAUGUACUCGCACACGAGAGCUUCGAGGACGAAGUGACUGCAAAGAUAAUGAACGAAUACUACGUGAAUAUAAAGGUUGACCGCGAAGAGCGCCCUGACGUUGACCGGUUGUACAUGACAUUUCUCCAAGCGACGACGGGCGGCGGUGGAUGGCCCAUGUCAGUAUGGUUGACACCGGAUCUGCAUCCAUUCUUUGCUGGGACGUACUUCCCUCCCGGGAACUUCAGACAAGUCCUCAUCAAGCUCGCCGAGAUUUGGGAGCGGGAUCCAGAACGUUGCAUCGCGUCCGGGAAACAAAUAAUCGAAGUGUUGCAACAGUCGUCGAAAGCCGCUCCCGAGAGUGGUGUUGACGUGAAGCCCCUCGCUGAAAAGAUACUUACGCAACUGCAGAAGCGCUUCGAUGCGAAGGAGGGAGGGUUCGGUAGGGCACCCAAGUUUCCUUCACCGUCACAAACCAUGUAUCCGCUCGCUCGGAUUGCUGCUUACUAUCUGAACAAUUCAAGUGCAACCGCUCAGGAAAAGGAGAGCGCUGAAAAGGCAAGGGACAUGGCAGUAUUCACCAUGACCAAGAUCUACAACGGUGGCAUUCGGGAUGUCGUCGGGGGAGGGUUCUCUAGGUACUCCGUCGACGAGCGAUGGCACGUACCUCAUUUCGAGAAGAUGCUUUACGACGAGGCGCAGUUGCUCUCUUCCGCGCUUGAGCUCUACCAGCUCUUACCGAGCGGUUCGCACGACAAGACAACUCUUGAGCUGAUGGCGAAGGACAUCGUCUCGUACGUGGCUAGGGACCUGAGGAGCCCGCAGGGCGGCUUCUACAGUGCCGAAGAUGCGGACUCGCUCCCAUCGCAUGAGAGCACGGUCAAGAAAGAGGGCGCGUUCUACGUAUGGACAGCCAAGCAGCUGGACGAGCUGCUCGAUGCGGACGCGGAACUCUUCAAGUACCACUUUGGCGUGAAGGCGGAGGGAAACUGUGAUCCGAGUCAUGACAUCCAGGGCGAGCUGAAGGGACAGAACGUCCUGUUCACGGCCCACACCCUAGAGGAAACGGCACAGAAGUUCGGCAAAGCGUACGAAGAGGUGCAGAAGACGUUGGAGGUGAACCUGGCCACGCUGCGCGAGUACCGUAACAAGCACCGUCCGCGACCGCACCUCGACGACAAGAUCCUUGCGUGCUGGAAUGGGCUCAUGAUCUCUGGCCUCUCGAAGACAUACGAGGUUCUCCAUUCCCACUCCGAGAUCGCGAAGAAGGCGCUGCAGUUGGCGGAAGACUCCGCGACGUUCCUCCGCGCGCAUCUGUAUGACGAGAAGAGCGGUACACUCUGGCGCAGCUAUCGCGAGGGUCCAGGUCCCACUGGUCAGGCGGACGACUAUGCGUUCCUCAUUCAAGGUCUGCUUGACUUGUACGAAGCGAGCGCGAAAGAAGAGUACCUCCUCUGGGCGCUCCGUUUACAGGAGAAGCAGGACGAGCUGUUCUACGAUCCUGAGGGCGGCGGAUACUUCGCAUCUGCACCCGACGAACACAUACUCGUCCGCAUGAAGGACGCUCAAGACGGUGCCGAACCCAGCGCCGUGUCUGUGGCAGUGUCGAACUUGCAACGGCUGGCACACUUCGCCGAGGACAACCACUCUGCAUUCACUGAGAAGACGACGAGUACCCUCGCCUCAAACGGGCAAUUCCUGAAGCAGGCGCCCCACGCGCUUGCGUACAUGGUCAGCGCCGCCCUCACGGGAGAGAAGGGGUACAUGCAGUUCAUCUACGAGGGCACCUCACAAGACUCGCCGUUCCUCAAGCUCAUACGGUCGACUUUCAUCCCCAACCGGGUGCUCAUCCACUUCGAUCCGUCGAACCCGCCUCGCGGCAUAGCGAAGCACAACGGGAGCGUGCGCAGUCUCGUCGAAGAGCUGGAGAAGAAGGAAGGAGAGCACAGGGAGAACGUCAUGAUCUGUGAGAACUUCACGUGCGGUCUACCAAUCGAGAGCGUGGACGAGCUGAAGCAGAAGUUACCGAUCCUAUCGGGGGCAUGAAGCGAUGUGGCAUCCAGAGUCGUGUACGAAUACUAGUCAUUAGGGAAUG
Dichomitus squalens LYAD-421 SS1 is the source of this 2496-nucleotide messenger RNA. RefSeq lists its product as uncharacterized. The record is from RefSeq and is a predicted model, not a curated record. NCBI's taxonomy places the organism in Eukaryota, Fungi, Basidiomycota, Agaricomycetes, Polyporales, Polyporaceae. The transcript is spliced from 16 exons. Gene Ontology annotation, biological process: carbohydrate metabolic process. The coding region runs from base 72 to 2447 and encodes 791 amino acids.